UAGAUACCACUUCCUGGAUACACUUUCAGGGAAGCAGUCCUGUUGUUUUUGUUGAUGUACUGUGAUACACUGAUUUUCUUCUCUCAUUAAACGCACCAACACGCCUUUUACCCGCAAAAAACGAAAGAAUGUGGCGGAAUUACAGAUGAUAACGUAGCAGCACAGAAAGGCGGGAGGGCGGAGAGUAAGGUAGGCAACUAGGAAGUUAGCUUUGUGGCUAAUGACUUUCGACUUUACAAACUGCCUACGUGGACUUAUUUACCUUUACUCAAACGCUAUUCGGGUAGCUUAUCAGCUGGUAUUUUAGAAAAAUCAAUAAAGUUAAUUGCGUGUUCUACCGGGCAGUCGUUGUGUUUCCUCUCAAAGCGCCACGUCACUUAUCCACGGGGAAGUAGACCAGCAGCUCCAGAGAUUAGACCGAGCCAAAACAACACCGGUGGUCCUCACGUCUCUGCCUCGUAAAGCUUUAUUGGUUUUGUAAGACCACUGCCACGUACGUAGCAACUGAAAAUGACGGCGUCAAACUGGGGCCUGAUCACGAACGUGGUGAACAGCAUCGUUGGAGUCAGCGUGCUCACCAUGCCCUUCUGCUUCAAACAGUGUGGCAUCGUGCUGGGCACUCUGCUGCUCUUCUUCUGUUCAUGGAUGACCCACAAGUCCUGCAUGUUCCUGGUCCACACCGCCAGCAACACCAAGCGGAGGACUUACGCUGGACUGGCCUUCCAUGCUUAUGGGAAACCUGGAAAAACGCUCGUAGAGACCAGUAUGAUCGGUUUGAUGCUCGGGACUUGUAUCGCCUUCUACGUUGUCAUUGCUGACUUGGGAUCAAAUUUCUUCGCUCAGCUGUUGGGUUUACAGGUGACGGGGAGUUUCCGUGUGCUCCUGCUGGUCUCCGUGUCGCUGCUGGUCGUCCUCCCCCUCAGCCUGCAGAGGAACAUGAUGUCCUUCAUCCAGUCCUUUUCAGCCAUGGCUCUCAUCUUCUACACCCUGUUCAUGUUCACGAUGGUGCUGUCCUCGUUCAAACACGGGCUGCUCAGCGGCUGGUGGCUAGGGCAGGUCUAUGUGGUGCGCUGGGAGGGUGUUUUUCGCUGUAUCCCUAUCUGUGGGAUGGCCUUCGCCUGCCAGUCGCAGGUGCUGCCAACGUACGAUAGCCUGGACGAGCCGUCAGUCAAACGCAUGAGCACCAUCUUCACCUCCGCCCUCAACGUGGUCACCAUCUUCUACAUCACCGUGGGCUUCUUCGGCUACGUCAGCUUCACGGAGAACAUCGCCGGCAACGUGCUCAUGAACUUUCCAUCCAACCUGGUGACAGAAAUGAUCCGGGUGGGCUUCAUGAUGUCUGUGGCCGUUGGAUUCCCCAUGAUGAUCCUGCCCUGCCGCCAGGCCAUCAACACCAUGCUGUUUGAGCAGCAGCAGAAAGAUGGGACGUUUGCUGCCGGAGGUUACAUGCCCCCUCUGCGCUUCAAGAUGAUCACACUCUGCAUUGUUUUUGGCACCAUGCUGGGAGGCAUUCUCAUCCCUAAUGUGGAAACCAUCCUGGGUCUGACCGGUGCCACCAUGGGCAGCCUCAUAUGCUUCAUAUGUCCCGCUCUCAUCUACAGGAAGAUUCAGAAGAGCGGCUUCAUUUCUCAGCUGGUCCUCUGCGUUGGCCUGGGAAUCCUCCUGAUCAGCACCUUCACCACGCUCUCCGUCUCCAGCAGCAGCCCCAGCUACAAAGUCCCAGCUCCUCCUCCCCCGGCACCCAACAGGAACAUGGCGCCUCUACCAAACCUCCCCGACCCGCACGAUGAUGCUGCGGUCAAAAAACCAGUAGAAAUAGAGAAGCCUGUUCUUCCAGAAGGGAACGAGGUGCGGCCCGCGGAGAGAGACGCCGAACCCCCCCAGAUCAAAGGGCCCGUGGAGAAGAAGAAGGAGGAAGUGGUGCAGCUGGACCGCCCCGAAGCCGUUGUGCCGGACGGAGAAGCCCACCGCCACGAACCGCCCAUCCCUCAGGACGAAGUGAGGGUCAACUCCAGGAAGGACAAACCAGAGCUGGAAGAGAAGAAACAAGCUGAAGAAGGGCUCAAAGCAGAGCCACAAAGGGAGGAGCCGGGGCCCGACCUCAAGAAGGACGACAGGAAAGAACGAAACGCAGAAGAGGCCGUUGGAAGGAAGGAAGAGGGGAAGGCGGGUGGUCCGAUGGCAUCCAAUGAGGUGCUGGAGAAGCCGGUCAGAGAGGUGGGCAAGCAGGACUCUGCCGCACAGAGGGAGGCGGAAAAACCUGCCAAAGAAGCUAAUGCUGCAGAAAAGGCUCCACCUGCUGAAGGAGAGCAUCACCCUGUGGCAGACGCUGGCGCAGCCGCAGACGGCAAAGACACUGCAGACGAGAAGAUGGACGUGAUAAAAAAGCUGGUCGCAGAGGGCCAGCUGGACCACGCCGUGCUGCUGCAGGUGAUCAAGGAGCAGCAGGAGCAGCAGAAGAGACUUCUGGACCAGCAGGAGAAGCUGCUGGCCGUCAUAGAAGAGCAGCACAAGGAGAUCCACCAGAAGCAGCCGGGCGGAGCUGCAGAUGUUGAGGCAGAGAAGGGAGUCCAGGACGAAGGAGCGGGGAAAGCCAAAGAUCCCGACGUGGGAUCAGACCUGAAGGCAGCAGCAGCUGGAGGACAAGAUGCUGCUGCUGGGGAGCAGAGAGCGGCUCCAGCUGGGAACGCAGCAGGCGAGGCCGCCAAAGAAGCUGCUGCCGCUUACAAGGAGGACGUCAAAGCUGCACCAGGAGGAGAGUCUCAGCAGCAGCAGAGCGAUCUGGGGGCCCGGGGGGUCCGGCUAGGGAAGAAAAUAUCCGCAGAGCUUCAAAAUGAUCAGGCGUCUCAAGUCAAAGACGAAGAAAGAAAACUCGAUAAGGAAAAAGAAGCGAUGGAAAACCUGAAAAAGGACACACUGGACAAGGACAAACUGGACGGAGACGGAAAUAAAAAUAUCGCCGGUGAGAACGAGCUGGAAAAGGAAAAACGUCAGAGGGAGAUGAUGGAGAAGGAAGCCCAGGCACAGCUGGAUGAGAGACGGGAAAAACUGCAGUUAGAGAGUGAGAAAGCUGAAAAGGAGAGGAUAGAAAGAGAGAAAGCUGAAAAGGAGAGGAGAGAGAAAGCUGAAAAGGAGAGGAUAGAAAGAGAGAAAGCUGAAAAGGAGAAGAUAGAGAGAGAGAAAGCUGAAAAGGAGAGGAUAGAGAGAGAAGUGGAGGCGCGGGUGGAAAAGGAACGAGAGAAGAGAGAGAAGCUGAACAGAGAGCAGGAGCUCACCGAGAAGGCAAAGCAUUCUGAGAAGCUCCGGGUUGACGAUGAGAUCAACGAGAGAGCAAAGAGAGAGCAGGAGGCGAAGGAGACUCAGGAGAGGCUGCAGCAGCUGCAGCUGGUUCUAGAAGCCAGAAACGCAGAGGGAGACGAGGGCGAAGCUUUGAAAAAGGGAGGAAGAGACCUGAAAGAGAAAGCUUCCUCAGAGGCCGGAGCCAACACCGACGCUGGGGCCAAGAAACGCCUCCAGGGCUCCCACGAGAAUGCCAGGGACCAGGGAGAGACGGAUCUGAGGCGCAGGAAGAGAGCCCUGGGGCCCGGAGAGGCCGCAGGGCCCCCGGGGGACGCCGGAGGAUCCAGAGGGGUCCACGGCCUGGAGCCCCUCCUGGAGCUGGGGGGCCCAGACCUGCAUGCUGCCCUGGAGCAGCAGCUGCUGGCCGGGGGAGUGUUGCACUCCAGACAGAUUAAACAGGUCGCAGUGGACGAUGGCGCAGAAUAACACACACACACACACACACGCACACACACACACACACACUCUCUGCACCUCUCCAGCUGUACAGCACAAACCUGCAGAACCUCAGAACUCCGCUGCCUUCAUCAGCCUCUGAUCCACAGCUGACCCAAAGUCUGUAAAUAUUAACUUAUUUUUGUCUCUUAUGAACAUUCUGGAAAGGUCACUGUGUAAAUAGAACUAUCUCUAUGCAAAAUCUGUCAUUUCUGAGCAGGAAUAUUCUGUAUGUAGUGUUGAUAUUUGUGUGGAUGGAACCCGCCUCUAGUUUUCACGCUGUGGUGUUUUUGUCGUCUCGGUCCCUGUUGUUCUGUUAAACCCGGUUAAGGCUCUCCUGUGCAUCGCAGCCUCAUAAACGGCUCAUCAGCUGAACGUAACUCUCUUCCUUGGUGCCUUCCCUUCAAUAUGCUGCAAAACAGACUAAAUGUGCAAUUUUUUUCCCCCCCACACUUUUUUUUCUCUUUUCUCCUUUUUUACCUUCAUUUUUCUACACAAUAAGAAUAAAAUGAAGGCGAUGAGAUGUGCGGUUGGAAAUCUUGUCUGUAUUUUCUGAUCUCUCCUGUGAAGAUCAAGAUAAUUUUUACAAGCAGAUUUUUCUACGUGUAAUAUUUUGCUUAUAAAAAGAUCCAAUAAAAGAUAUUCAACAUUA
Gambusia affinis (western mosquitofish) is the source of this 4426-nucleotide messenger RNA. It is a transcript of the gene slc38a10, whose product is annotated as solute carrier family 38 member 10. The transcript has 17 exons. The record is from RefSeq and is a predicted model, not a curated record. The coding region runs from base 511 to 3765 and encodes 1084 amino acids. Lineage: Eukaryota; Metazoa; Chordata; Actinopteri; Cyprinodontiformes; Poeciliidae. Gene Ontology annotation, biological process: amino acid transmembrane transport. Gene Ontology annotation, molecular function: amino acid transmembrane transporter activity.